This is a messenger RNA of Egretta garzetta (little egret), 1506 nucleotides long. RefSeq names its product ST6 N-acetylgalactosaminide alpha-2,6-sialyltransferase 6 (gene ST6GALNAC6). Gene Ontology annotation, biological process: oligosaccharide metabolic process; ganglioside biosynthetic process. The transcript is spliced from 4 exons. The record is from RefSeq and is a predicted model, not a curated record. Bases 1 to 558 code for a protein of 185 amino acids. Gene Ontology annotation, molecular function: alpha-N-acetylgalactosaminide alpha-2,6-sialyltransferase activity. Lineage: Eukaryota; Metazoa; Chordata; Aves; Pelecaniformes; Ardeidae.
AUGAGUGGCAGCACGACCAGCUUCCGUGUGGUGGCCCACUCCAGCCUCUACCGCGUCCUCAAGCGGCCCCAGGAGUUUGUCAACAAGACCCCAGAGACCAUCUUCAUCUUCUGGGGGCCACCCGCCAAGAUGCAGAAGAGUCUCCUGAAAAUCAUCCAACGCGUCAGCGCCUCCUUCCCCAACAUGACGGCCUACGUCGUCUCCCCCGGCCGCAUGAAGCAGUUUGAUGACCUGUUUCGGGGGGAGACGGGGAAGGACAGGGAGAAGUCGCGCUCGUGGCUCAGCACCGGCUGGUUCACCAUGGUGAUCGCGGUGGAGCUGUGCGACGCCGUCCAUGUCUAUGGCAUGGUGCCACCCAACUACUGUGGCCGCCGGCCCCCACCCCCUCCCCUGCCCUACCACUACUACGAGCCAAAGGGCCCUGACGAGUGCACGACCUACAUCCACAACGAGCGGAGCCGCAAGGGCAACCACCAUCGCUUCAUCACCGAGAAGCGGGUCUUCGCCAGCUGGGCCGACCUCUACAACAUCACCUUCUCCCACCCUGCCUGGCCCUAGGGGCUGCUCCCCACAGCUGGGCAGAGCCCCUGGAGCUGGGAUGGCUGGGGGACCCCCUGCAUCCCCCCCAGAGCGGGGGGCAGUAGGAGCCAGGCACGAGGGUGCCACCGGGUGCCUCCCAGGGGACCACCACCGUUGUGUGUGCCACCACAGAGGCUCCUUGCACUUCGGUUGUGUUGGGUUUUGAGCUGUUUUUUAGGGGGGCAGGUGGUGAGUGCAGGGUUUGGGGUCCCCCCCCUGCUCCAUGGGUUUGGGGUGUCCCCCCCGCUCCAUGGGUGGAAGGUGGGGUUGCAUCACUUUUGGGGCCACUGCAAAGACUGUUUGCCCAACCCCCUGGGUGGGGGAACCCACUCUUGGGGCUCAGCCCUCCCCUCUGCCAUCCCCAGCACCCCAAUCCCAGUCCACAAACAUCCUUCCCUCAGCAGGACCCCACAGUUUUUGGUGGGACCCCGCGGGGAUGACACUGCCACCCUUGGUGCCCCAGCACCCCAAAAACACCCGGCUUCUCCCAGCACCGCUGCGCCCCACACCCACACUGCCAAAACCUUUUCUAACUGAGCGAUGGGAUUUUUGGGGGCUUUUGGUUUUUUUCCUCCCUGCUUCUGGUCCUGGGGUUUGUAUUUGGGUUUCUGGGUGGAAGGAGCAAGCAGGGGCUGCUCAUUAGUGGUAACGAAGGGGCUGGCAGUAUUCUGCAGCUGGGUCCUGAUCAUUUAUUAACCACUUAUAAACUAUUUAGAAGGGGGGGCUGGCAGUGCCCCUCAGCACCCUGCAGCUGGCAGGUGGAUUUUGUUAUUUUGUCUCAGCAGCAGGGAAGGGGGUUUGGGGAAAAUAGCUAAAUAUAGCGUGUUUGGGUGCUGAGCCCUGGCAGGGCUCCGUGCCUCAGUUUCCCUCUGGCUGUGGCCCGUCCCCGUGGCAGCUGGGGCUUUGGGGGGCUCAGUGCUGGAGGAA